This is a messenger RNA of Aphanomyces invadans, 2022 nucleotides long. RefSeq lists its product as hypothetical. Gene Ontology annotation, molecular function: protein binding. Lineage: Eukaryota; Oomycota; Saprolegniomycetes; Saprolegniales; Verrucalvaceae. Bases 30 to 1835 code for a protein of 601 amino acids. The record is from RefSeq and is a predicted model, not a curated record. The transcript has 6 exons.
AAUUCAAUGUGAUUGGUCGAUGACAUACAAUGCCCGAGAUGGGGGAGGCCAUCUCCGCGACUGCAGGCGAAGGACGUGGGCAACGCCAGUCGUGGAUCCAUGCGCAGCUCGCUCUCCAGCGCAUCAAGGACCGUGUACUUCAGUCUCCAACAUCGGCUGCUAACGACGUGGAAGAGUGGGCUGCUGCGGCGAAGAACGCCGUGUUAUGCGUACUGCAUUCAACGGCACGACCGGACCCAGUCAUCCAAGCGCUGGCGUUGUUGCAUGGGGAGUUGCGUGACAUGCAUCAGCACCUGCAGGGUCCCUCAACAAUGCAAACGUCAGAGGAGAAUCAAAUCUGCCAUCCGCGUUCGUUCUACGUGAGUGCAUUUGAGAUGAUCAUGCAUGUUGCGCCCUUGUCGUCGCAAGUCGAGGAAUUUGGGGUAGCUCUCGCGUAUUGCUACAUGCACGAAUCGCUCUUUGGUGAGGCCACCGCCGUGGCAGAUGCGUUGUCGUCAAUGGCGUCCGUGCAACAAGACAGGCUGCUGACACUCAUGGCGUGCAUUGCGUUUCAACAAAACGACAUUGGUCGAGCAAUGUCGGUGCUUCGUGGCUCAGUGCCAUCAACCCCGUUAUGUGCAUUUUGGCUCGCGAUGGCGUGGGUGCUGAGCCACAAACGGAGCAAGACAGACCCUUCACACUAUCAGCCGUGCACAAUAGAGUCCGCGGAUGAUGUUUGGGCACUUCUCCAGACCGCCAUAGCUGGAGACGUUCGCACGAUCGAGUGUUUGAUUCUGCAGGCGUGGAUACGCACCCACCACCGCACGCGCGUUCAAGAGGAUAUAACGGCAGGCGAUUGCCUCGUGAAGGCGAUUUGCCUCGACUUUGACCAUCGUGGCAGCACGAAUUUGCCCAUGUUUAAUUACGCCAUGCUCCUCGGGCGUCUUGGGCAAUGGGCCGAUAUGCAGCAAACGCUCCAGUUCUGUCUAGACGCGUACACAAACCGGACGACUUCGGACACGGCAUGUAUUCCCAUCUUUUCAGCGACCAUGCACGUCACGUUGCCGAUCCUGCAAGCGUACAUGGCUCGGGCUUGCAUUCUAUCGGGGGACUUGAACACUGCGCACGUCAUGCUGCAACGACUGGGACUGGCGACAGCGGCGCUGGAUGUUUCCGUUGGCCCUUUUCAGACGUCUAGUUUGGUUCGAGACCGUGUGUUUGUCUUGUUGGAGGUGAACGCCCAUCGCGAAGCCGUCAACGUGUGCAACGCUGCGCUACAGCGCUACCAAGGGGAUCCGGCGCUACUUCUGUACAAAGCCGACGCGCUCUUCUGCCUCGAGCAAGUCCAAGAAUGCGACUGGACAUUGCAGCAAGUGGACACGGUCCUCGCUGGUGUCGACGAGCCCUGUCGCGACUUGUACGCGCAGUUGCUGAACAACCAGGCGCUGGUCUUGGCCUGUCGAGGCGACAUUGCCGACGCCGUACAAAAAUUGCACGAAUGCCGGCACAAGUUUCCCUCGUGUACCCACGCCCUGUUCAAUUUGACUGUCUUGCUUUGGCGGCAAAAGAAGCGAGUGGCUGCGUGCACGACAUGGCUUGCGGGGCGACCGACGAUCUCCGUCCCUGGGACACUCGACGUGGAAAACCCUCCGACGACCCAUGUUCCAGCCGGACGACGAGGACAGCUCUGUCCCCAACAAGUGGCUGCGCUCGACCGGUUGAUUGAAACGCACUGGGCCGACCACGAGCGCAUGCACGCGAUCAAGCAGUCUCUUCAAGUGGUGGAGCACUACCGCAGCUUUUGUGAAACGCAGCAUGGAGGUGGGGAAGCGUCUGCCGCUGAGACUCGUCCAUGAAGAAUAUAUUCAGCAUGAAAGAUACCAAACACCGUCCUCCACCGAGAAUGGCCUCGUUUGUUUACGGGCAACCUCAUCAGGUUCCAGUCGGCGUGAUCGAGCUGCAUGUUCGUGAGCUAGUUAAUCCACUUGCGAUAUCGACACGCUCGUUUCAUUUCUACCUUGGCCGUUUCGUUGUACAUCGCGC